Nothobranchius furzeri (turquoise killifish) is the source of this 2675-nucleotide messenger RNA. It is a transcript of the gene gpr184, whose product is annotated as G protein-coupled receptor 184. Gene Ontology annotation, biological process: negative regulation of G2/M transition of mitotic cell cycle; G1/S transition of mitotic cell cycle; G protein-coupled receptor signaling pathway. Gene Ontology annotation, cellular component: membrane. Lineage: Eukaryota; Metazoa; Chordata; Actinopteri; Cyprinodontiformes; Nothobranchiidae. The record is from RefSeq and is a predicted model, not a curated record. Gene Ontology annotation, molecular function: G protein-coupled receptor activity.
UCCUCCUCCUUGUUUUACAGAGUGUUUCACCCCCUCUGCACAACCGUCACUGACGUUUAAGCUGUGGCUGCUUGGGGGAAGCAGAGCAAAAUGAUCAGGCAGAGAACGAGGAGAACCCUUGCCCUCUGAAAUUAUUGUUCUGGUUAAUAAUUAAGGAACCAACUAAUUUGAGAGGACAAAAUGAAACUGUAAUGGUUCGACUAAACGGCAGAGGCUUUGAGCGGUGAUUUCUUUUGUUUGGAUUGUGUUUCGGAUCUGUCUGGGCUAAAGCUGAAGCAUUUGUGGAAUGUGUCUAAAACUCUUUUGCCGCGGGACAUCUUUCUGCAACAAACAGGACACGCUUCUGGCCAAAAACAGGUGAACAUCUAUGACGGAAGCGAACAGAGUACCUGAGGACAUGAUGAACACCACAUCUGUACACCAGAACACCACGCUGGCACAGGCAACCACAAGCCAAGCUGACUGUGUGCAGAUUGGACUGAACCCCAUCAGCGACUUCCUGAUGGGUGUUUACAUCCUGGCAUUUGUCUUCGGUUUGACUGUCAACAUGCUGACUCUGUACCCAAUUUUGCAUCAAGUAAAGCAGCAAAAUAUUUUGGGAAUCUUCCUGCUCUCACUGUCUGUAUCUGAUUUGCUUUUCAUCUUCACCAUGCCCCUUUGGAUAAAUUAUUACAACCAGGACCACAAAUGGAACCUUGGUGCCAUGUCCUGCAAAGUAGCAGGCUUCUUCUACUACUCCAACAUGUAUGUUAGCAUCUACCUGCUGUGUUGCAUCUCAGUGGACCGCUGCCUGGUGGUCUGUUACCCGCUGCGUUUCAAGUCCCACCGUACACAUCGCUACGCCUGGGUCCUGUGUGCCAUUGUUUAUGUGACUGUUAUGGUAUUGCACGUAAUAAUUUUAAGCUUCGGCAAAAGUGUUGAUGAAACCAGUGGCCGUUGCUAUGAGACGUACCCCAUGGAGAAAACGGUGGCCAUCUUUAAUAUGGUCAGAGUGGGUUUGGGCUUCAUGCUCCCACUCCUGGUGUUAGCGGUAAGCUACUGGAAGGUGCUGGCCACCGUGGGUCGAAGUCCCAGCCUGAAAACACAGGUGAAAAAGAAAGUUCGUCUCCUUUCUUUUGGGGUGAUCGGUAUCUUCUCCAUUUGCUUUGCUCCAUAUCACAUUAUCUUGUUUAUACGUUCCCUCGUCUUCUUCAGUAAUGACAACCAUUCGCCUGAAGGGCCGUACUGCAAGUUUGAACAAAAUAUACACUUCUUCUUCUCAGUCACACUGGCACUUUCUAGUCUGAACAGCAUGGUGGACCCGGUGUUGUAUGUCCUGGUCAGUAAUGGAGUAAAAGAUAAAAUGAGCAAGUGCUGGGGACGGACUAAACACACAGUUUCAAAUGAAAGCUCUCAGGGUGUCUUUAGAAGAGAAAGUCCUAAUGACAAAGGUCUGAUAUGAAAAUACAUGUGGAAUCUUAUGUGCAUGAGUACAUGUUGGGUAAUUUUAUCAAUCCAAGAUUACCUUAGGGAAAGUUUAAAGCACAGGGGGUUAUAGUAAUCAAUCGAUCAGCACCGAUACCAAUAAUAAACAAUCAAUUUAGACUUUGCAAAGUGGAGAGGAAACAUACACACCAGACAAGGGUUGCAGUUCACUCUCCUCAGACUGACGCCUUCCGAAAGCAUUUAUUAAGCACACACAAAGAUUAACGCACACACAUUUUGACAUUCCUUAGACUCUCAGGUGGGAAAGCUGUAAAAGGGAGUCUAAACUUUCUCCAGGUGCACAUUAAAACAAACAAAGCUAUUUCUAGACUUUCUCAAGGGAGUUUUACUGAUAAAGGUCGGUUCCAAGGCAAGGUCAUCCUCCUCGUAAAACCCACUCCUCCCUGUAAGACCUACUGGAGCCUGGUAUCUAUCAACAGGAUGAACAGGAUGAAGCUACGUUUAAUAAGACACCAGAUGUUUAACAGUCAGGACAUUACUAUUUGUUCAAUAAUAAUAAUAUCAGUUUUUAUCUAACAGUACAUAUAUCCAGAAUUAUGUAUGUUACUAUUGUAUUUUACUAAUACUCAUGUAUUUAGCUUGAGAAAGUGCAGAGUUCAGUUAUUAGGGGGGCUGGAAACAAUCUUCCUCUCACAGUAUUUACUUUGUCUUUCUGUGCCAAUGAAACUUCUCAAAGAUCUCAAAGAACUCUUUUUGUUUCCUUGCCAACCUCUCACUCAUGUCCUCAUUAUCUGACCCAUGUGGUCCUCAGUGGAGUCAUGGGGAGCUGGUGCCUAUUUCCAGCAGUCACCAGGCAAGAGAUGAGAGACACCCUGGACAGGUCUCCAGUCCAUCACGGGACCAAACAAAGACAAAGAACCAGUCACACACCAAGGGACAGUUUAAAGUUCCCUAUGCAUGUUUUUGGUCUGUGAGAGGAAACAAGAGCACCCAGAAAAAGCCCUCACAUGCAUGGGGAAAACAUGCAAACUCCGUGCAGAAAGGCCACACCUGAGGCUGUCUAGCUGUGAGUGCUAUCGUCAGAGACACUUGGCUUUUUAUUGUAUAAAACCACAAUAUGUGUCAUGAAUGAAACUUACUGUGCAGUAAAUUUAAGAGCAUGUCAUUUUUACGUUCAGUUACAGCACAAUCAUGUUUAAAUGCUAGUGAAACAAACCUGAGCUGAAACAAAAUAAAACCGUUUGAAAAGG